AUGCAUUACCUGGAUGACUUCCUAACGGGGGGCACAGCAGGCACCAGCCACUGCUCAGACAACCUCAACGGAUGCCUGAAUACACUAGAACAGCUUGGGGUUCCUACUGCGCACGACAAGACGGUGGGCCCCACAACCAAACUGACAUUCCUAGGGCUGGAAAUCGACACCAUUGCAAUGCAGAUCAGAAUCCCAGAGUCCAAGAUCAAGGAGGCAACAAGGGAAAUCCAAGACAUCCUGUCAACAGGUAACAACAAGGUCACAAAAAGGGCCCUUCAGUCCCUCAUAGGCAAGCUUAACUUUAUGUGCAGGGCUAUACCAAUGGCAAGGGCAUUCAGCCGCAGGCUAACCGAUCUGCUUAGCAAAGGUAAGCAACCAUAUCACCACAUUAGGAUUACCAGCUGGGUCAAGGAAGACCUACAAAUGUGGUUAACAUUUCGUACGAGUUAUAAAGGCAUUUCAGUGUUUCAGGACCAACUAUGGGUGGACAGCGAUUUCCUCCAGCUGUUUUCAGACGCAGCGGGUGGCGCCAGCUUCGGGGCCUACAUGCAGGGCAAAUGGUUUAACGGCGCAUGGCCACCCCAGUGGGUGACGGAUGGAACUACACGGGACUUGACGCUACCUUGA
Messenger RNA from Haliotis rufescens (red abalone), 627 nucleotides. RefSeq lists its product as uncharacterized. The transcript has a single exon. Bases 1 to 627 code for a protein of 208 amino acids. The record is from RefSeq and is a predicted model, not a curated record. Lineage: Eukaryota; Metazoa; Mollusca; Gastropoda; Lepetellida; Haliotidae.